This is a messenger RNA of Athalia rosae (coleseed sawfly), 578 nucleotides long. RefSeq lists its product as uncharacterized. The transcript has a single exon. Bases 114 to 560 code for a protein of 148 amino acids. Lineage: Eukaryota; Metazoa; Arthropoda; Insecta; Hymenoptera; Athaliidae. The record is from RefSeq and is a predicted model, not a curated record.
AUGCCGUUUAAAUUGAACAUUUCGAAGAUCUCAUCCGGACUCAAUCUAAUCUAAAUUUUCUUCUGUCACCUAAAAUGAAGGCAGAAGAUUAAGAAAGUUCUCGAUUUUCAAAAAUGAGGGUCAAUAAGGCCAAGAAUAUGUUUUGUAAAAAUGUUAGUGCUAGUUUAGAACUUCUUGCCCACGUUAAAGACGAAGAAUCUUACCAAACUACCGCCUGGUUUGUAGAAAAAAUCUCCCAAUGGUUUGCUCUCAUGACUUCUCGACACCCCGUGCUUGCAUUGAGCAAAUGUAAAAUUGAUAAGUACAACGAAGCUAUACAAAUUUUAAAUGAAAUAAGAGAUAUUUUUCGGGACAUCCAGAAAGGUCACAAAAAUGUGUGGAAACCCCUGCAAACCGGAAUUUUAAUUUCAACCACUUCAAUUUCACAGCUUGCUGAAUAUUAUCUUGAAAAAAAAGGCUUACCGUUCUUACUGACGGGACGAUUUACACAAGAUUGUGUGGAAAAUCUCUUCUCCAUCGUGCGAUCAAAACAGCCAGUUCCAAAUGCAUUGCAAUUUUAACAAAAUCUUCGGCUUGUA